CAAUGAAGAGAGAAGAGGUGAGAGAGUAGAAACCUUCGCUACGGAGCAUCAAACGCGCAGGGAAAGUUAUUCACCUGCUUUUUAGGGGGCUUUCUAACAUUGGGAGUAUCGUGAAUCUUCGUAUACACGUUGGAUAUUACAGAGGAAAUAUGAUGGAUAUACAAAUUGUCUAGCAAUUGUGUUUGAGAAUUCAGCGCAGAAUGCGCCAUCAUUGACUUGCUUUAAAUUGCAUAUACUAUUCGGUAUUUCAGUAAGGAUCAGCAAACCUGUUGAAACUUAAAACAACAUAUUUGCCACCUGAGAAUAACACGGUGAAACACCUGUAACUUUUGCACUGAGGACUAGAGGAAUUACUGAAAGAAUACUUCAGACUGACGCACUAAAUGGAAAUACAACCUGCCUUUAUUUGCAUUAGUGUAAAACAGAUCAAGUAUGCUGGAGGCUGUUUGACUGGCAGCUAUGGGACCAAAAAGAGACUAUUUUUUGGAUGUUACCAUGGUGACGGCACUGUGCCUUCUGUGGGUCACUCACGGUCAGAAGCCAGAGGUGCGUGCCAAGGUAGGGGGUGUGGUGGAGAUGGCGUGUAGACUGCCACUCCCUGACGCGGGUGCGUCUGUGCCCCUGCACGUGGUGGAAUGGGUGCGCCAGGGAUUCGACAUCCCAGUCCUGAUCAAGUUUGGAGUGUAUGCUCCUCGGGUGCAUCCCAACUACGAGGGCCGUGUGUCUCUGGUGAGGAAUACUGUCUUGAGGGUGAAGGGGCUCCUCAUAGAGGACCAGGGCCUGUAUGAGUGUCGCAUCCUCCUGCUGGACAAAACCACAGAUGAGACCCGCAAUGGCACCUGGACCCUGCUGUAUGUCACUGCUCCUCCUAUUUUCAGCAAGACCCCUCCCCCUGUCAUGGAGGCUCUAGUGGGGAAUCCUCUCUCUCUGGCCUGCGUUGCCCGCGGUAACCCACCACCCACCAUAACCUGGGCUAAAGAUGGUACUCUCAUUGGAGGAGACAAGGUUGAGGUUCUGAGUGGGACGCUGUCUCUCAGAGCAGUGGACAGGGAGGCAGGAGGACAGUAUGAAUGUCUCGCCUCCAACGCGGAGGGCAAUGUGACUCAUGUGACAAAAAUUAAAGUCAAAGGUCCUCCAGUCAUUGUUAUCCCCCCGAAGGACACCUCCCUCAACAUGACCCAGGAUGCCCAGCUGCAGUGCCAGGCGGUGGCUGAUCCUCCCAACAUGACCUAUGUGUGGCAGAGAGAGGGAGAGAAUGUCUACCACAUAGAGGCUCUGAAGUCCCGUGUGAAGAUCAUGGUGGACGGCACCCUUCUCAUCACCCGCAUUACCCCAGACGAUUCUGGGAACUAUACCUGCAUGCCCACCAACGGACUGUUGACUCCGCCUACUGCAUCUGCCAAUCUCACUGUGACACACCCUGCCCAGGCUCUCCUGAUGCCACCGCAGACAUAUCUCCCCACCGGCCUGGGAGGUCUGGUCUCCUGCCCUGUGAGAGCUCAGCCACCCCUGCUCCGCGUCGACUGGACCAAGGAUGGACAGCCACUGGAUCUGGCAAUGUACCCAGGAUGGACGUUGACGUCUGAAGGCUCGGUGUUCAUGGCUACUGCCAAUGAUGAUGCAACAGGCGUAUACACGUGUACCCCCUACAACAGCUACGGGACCAUGGGCCAAUCAGGGCCCACGACAGUCAUCCUACAGGACCCCCCGUCACUCAGCGUGUGUCCCCGUAAGGAGUAUAGACAGGAGGUUGGGAGAGUGCUUGUUAUUCCCUGCCAGACCACUGGAGAUCCAGUCCCUAGUAUAACCUGGAGCAAGGUUGGACCUGCCACACGCUCUCAGUACUCUGUAGCAGCUAACGGCUCCCUGCUGCUGCUUCCUCUCAGUAAAGACCACCAGGGGGAGUGGGUGUGCAGUGUUACAAACCGCGUGGCCACUGUCAAAGCCAGCACUCUCAUCUCAGUGCUGGGCACCAGUCCCCAUGCUGCCACCCUGGUGUCUGUCACUCCAGGGGCGAAGCAGGCCAAUGUCUCCUGGGAACCAGGCUUUGAUGGGGGAUACACCCAGAAAUUCACAGUCUGGUUGAAGAAGAUGUCUGUGGGUGACAGUGGGGAGAAACAGGAGUGGCUCUCUGUGCCCGUGCCCUCCUCCUCUGGCUCCAGUCUGCAGGUGACGGGGCUGGUCCCUGCCACAGAGUACCAGUUCAGUGUCCUGCCACACAACAAAGUGGGCACUGGGCCUUUCAGCGAAAUCGCCACCAUCCGAACUCUGAAUCCACUCCCAAGGAGAGCGAAACUAGAGCCACCCACAUCGCUGUCAGCCAAUCAGAGCUUGGCAGGUAUAGUCCUGCAGUGGUCCCCCUUGUCUCAGUUCCUGCCCAUCACUGGAUUUGUCCUCCAAUCGCGCACUGAGCAAGGGGAGUGGUUCAAUCUGGACGAGGACAUCGGUGCCAAUAGGAGUGUGAUGAUCGUUCCAGGACUGCGCAAGGACUGUGUGUAUGAGCUGCGGCUGCUGUCCCGGCGAGGGGAGUUGCUGAGCGAGCCCAGUCCAUCAGUCAACGUCUCCACCAUGGGGAUGGAUAUGUACCCUGCCACUUCCCGCUUCCUGGAGUUUGUUCCCGAGCCACUAUUGGCUGGAGUGAUGGGCGGCGUGGGCUUCCUGUGUUUGGCCCUCAUCCUGGUCCUAGGGACAGUGUGUAUCUUCAGUCACAAGAGAGACCAGCGACGCAGGAAGAUGAAAGAUGAUCUCCCUUCUGUCAUCUAUAAAAGCCCCCCCUCAACCAGUCCGCUUGCUAGCAGUCCAGACAGUGUGCUGAAGCAGAAGCUCCUCCCUCCCCACUGCCACCCCCACUAUCCCGGCUCCCAGUCCUCCUGCUCCUCCUCCCAGUCGGACCACUCCUCCUUUGGCAGACCCAGCCACAGUGAAUACAAGGACCAGCGCCAGCAGCUGCUCUCCUGCCCCCCACCUCCUCCUCACUAUGCCGUCCACCACCAUCACCACCUCCCCAGGAUAGGCUCUUCCCCCUAUUCCCCUCUAGAGUUUAUCUCUAGAGGUCCAGACGGUCGCUUCAUUGUGCAGCCCUACGACCAGUCCUCCGUCCCCUCCUCCCACACCAUGAGAUCCCUGAGGAAAAACUUCCCACAAUCCACUGGGGUCCAGAGGUCAGUGUCCCUUCGCUCUGAGAAGAGCGUGGGGAGGGAGCCGCCUUUCGUCCUCUCAGUGGACCUACCCCCUUGUGGUGGAACUGACCCCAACCCCACGACCAGGGUACGGGCCAUGGCCAAACACCUCUCCCUCCACGGACGCUUCUACCUGGAUGAGGAGCAGGACAGUUGUGCUGAACAUCCGGACAAGAGUAGUCUCUACUCAGACAGUAACUCAGACAUGUCCCCCCAGCCAAGCCUGGAGGAGAGCAAUCCAGGAUACCCAUCCCUAAAGCGGGCCGUCCAGCCAGCCACCGCCAGCACCCUGGUCCUACAGAUGGAGCAUGAGAAGGAGACCGGCAACCUGAGCAGGUGUCUGAAGCUGGCCCGGGAGAGAGAGAAGCUGGAGAGAGAGCUACGGAAGUACACACUUGAUAGUAACGCUACUUUAGGCGGGAAGAGAGAGGGACCAGGCAGCGACGAGGAGAGGUGGAGAGAGUCUGAAGAGUGCGAUCCAAUAUGGAAACCUCAGGACAACACUUCACCACACAGUCACACCCAUCAUCUCAGUCAUCCCCAGGUCAACAGGGGGUGCUCAAGCAUGGCCAAAGUCCCUUCACCCCCGUCCUAUAUUCACUGGGAGGCCAGCCCUCUCACUUCAGCCACCAGCCUUGUCCCAGCACAUCUCACAUCUGAGAGGACAGCGGCCCUCCACUGUGACCCUCCACUCACCCAGUGUCCCUCUCUGUCACCUGUCACACAACACCCCUUCAGGUCAGAGAGAGCAGAGUGUCACUCUAAGGGGAGGGUGAGCCACCAGCCACUAGACAGGCAGGAAGGGAUGGAGACUGCAAGGGUCAAGACACACACAGGGCUUUGUGAUGAAACUCACAUGUCAACAGAGUUGAAGAGAGGUGACUUGGAGUCACAUGAAUGGAACAGCAAGAGCAAUCAAUUUAAUGUCAGCAUUUCACACAAGUCUAAGCCAGAUGUCUCUGUCAACAAAGUGCCUGGUUCAGGGAGAGUGGAGUUAGCAAGGUCACAGCCAUGUGAAGAGUCAUCUCUACACACAGCGGUUGACCUCUCAGAAUGUGUAGAAAUGAGUGUGGAUGAACCAGAGGAUGAAGGCUCAGUGGAUCCUCCUACAAUUCCUAUAAGGCACCAGAGACAUGCCCAUCAGGUAAACAAUGAGUCCCCAUUGGCUGAGAAAGACCACAGAGGACCACAGACCAUGAAAGACCACAGAGCCCAUCCAUUGGCCCACAGGAUAAGCCCAGUGCCUAGGGAGGAACGGGAGAAGUGGCACAGAAGGUCAUCUCGGAGUAGAAGCCCAGCUACCAUUCAGCCUCCUAGGCCGGCGCUCAGGAAGGCUAUCAGUCUAGGAGGCUUUCAGAACAGGAACAGCGGCAACCACCAGCGCAGCCAGAGUCUAGACUCCAGGAGACAAUCCCUGGGUAACUUCCUGACGCCUGACGCCUGGGUCGACUCUCUCAGCCAGGAGAACUGCUCCUCUCCCUUCUCCUUCCGCCCAGACUCUGUCUUCUUUGAACCCGAAAACACCUUAACUCCUGAGACCCCCACCCACACAGAGGCCCCCCUUGCUUCUCCGCCUCCCGCUCCCCCGCCACCUCCCCCCCAGGACCCCCGACCUCCCAGCAGGGCCCCACAGCAGCUCUGUGAAGCAUAUGGGGGUGAUAUGCACAUCCAAAGCGUAAGAAAACCGGUGCUGGAGAGACAGACGCAGCUCCCCCCAACCCCUCCUUCAGUGCCUUCCAGCCCCAGUCAUCCCCCCCACGACCCCAGGAAGAAGGCUUCCAUCUUCCCAGACGCCUACAGGUGGCCCAUCACCUACCAGGAGGCCCUGAGGUCGGUGCAGCGCAUGGAGGCCAGGAAGAAUGCAUCUCUCCCCAGGGACCACAGAGAGCACCCCAGACCCCCAGACUGUAGAGGCAGAACCACAGCUCCCUCCCUGCUCAGGGGUUACAGCUGGCCUGCACCUCACCACACUCCUCAGCCACCCCAGGAGGAGGAGAAGAAGCAGGAGGAGGUAGUAGUGGAGGAGGAAAAGGAGCAGCGGUAUGGGGGACAUGAGGUGGAGAUUGGGAGGUAUCAUCGGGGAGUGCCAGACUCGGGGGGGAGCUACAGUAGCUAUGCCAGCCAGAGCAGUGGCAGGGGGAGUCUGGAGCCUCCAAACGGGCGCCUGUCCAUCUGCCUGUCCCCAACCCUCACCAGCUCUCCUGAGUCCACCGAGGAGAUGCAGGGAAACACAGUGGAGUCACACCUACAGGACAUGGAGGCAUUGAAAAUGAGAAAGGCCUCAGUGGAUGAGAAUUAUGAGUGGGAUUCAGCUGAUGUGUCCAUUCAGCUGGGAGAUCAAGACCUUGAAGGUAGAGGCCUGUUCUCCUCAGUUAGUCUACUGAAGUCUACUCCCAGCCUGCACCAUUCCAGGGAGGGCCUCAAAGAGUCGGUCCACUUCCAGGGUCAUCGCCAUGUGACCAGCCGCCACUCAGAACCCGAACCAGAGACUGUGAUGUUCUGACAACCCCAUCCAUCGCGAAGACUUCAAACAAGGAGGUGAAAAUAGUGUGCCUUCAUCGGCAAUUCAGCAUGGAUGUACAGUUGUCAAAACUCUCAUCCAUGGGAUAACACUGACUGACUGGACUGGUGGACGCUCAGGGCUUAGUGGUUACAUUGAUUUCUCUCUGCUACUUCUAUGGGAUACUUGUACUAUGAAACUUGUUACCAAGUAAGUGAAAAGGCAGGUACAAUCUCUGGUCUCGCUUGCCCGUCAUCAUGGCACUGUGUACGGAAAUACAUAAUUAAUACUCUUGGACUCACGGAAGAACAGUUGGAGGGCCUUUUUAUUGCUUUGAGAAAAAGCAAUCCACCACUGGGCUGUCACUUUGUCCACUGCUACAACACUUUCAACUUAUGACAGAACUAUGACGUAUGAUUGAUUUUUCUGUGAGAUGGAGAGAGAGCGUUUGAGAGGGCAGUAUGACAGGUCCUUAAAAUGAAGGAGGACUGAUGGAGAAUGUGCCGAAGUAGGCUGCAUCAUGCCUUUUUUCACGUCGUUUUGUUCCUGGUCUAGUGUGACCGCUUCUGCAGUACAACUAUGAGCUCUGAGUAGACGAUCAAUAAUAUUACCCAGGAGGUUAACUCACUCGGGUUAAUCAGAUGUAGCUCUAUGAAGAAGGAUUGCUUUCUUUUCUACCCAUAUUCUCAAUGUGUAGCUAAUCGAAUCUCUCAUUACUCUCUAUUUUUAACCUCAUUGAUGUUGUGCAAUGUUUGAUCUGUCUAAUGAUUUUUUUUGUACCCAGAGUGCAGUCGUUUUUUUUGUUUGUGACUGAGGAGGGUGAGCGUUUGGCUGGUAAUGAUCACCUGUUGCUGGGAUAAGUGAAGGCCGUUUUUUCACCAACCAUGUGUAAAAUGAGUGUUAUUAUCAGUGCGCAUUAUCCGGUGAGAUUUUUUUGCUGUGUCUAAUUUGGAGAUGGAAACCUAAAUGGUAUUUUUUCAAUAAGUCAAUCUCUGAGUCAUCCUAGUCAGGGAGGGAGAUGGGAAUUUACAGCUUGUCUGAAGAGUUAAUUAUGCCCUAGAAUGCCUUCCAGCACAACGUCUGGUGAUAGAGGAGAGAAAGGAGGGGCACCGCGGGUGUGAAUGCCUUUUGAGCUGUACACACUCUGUUAUCAGCUUACAACACCAGAUCACCCCACUUACCCUCCAUUUUAAUUCCAUCAAACAUUUGUACACAGAAAUGACUCCCAGAGAAAUGUCAGUUUGUCCACUUUGGGUUUUAUAUAUGUGGUAUGGUUCUCAAUAGCAAUACACUGCCAAUAUACAUGUAAUAUUUUCUCAACAGUUUGUUCCGAAUCCUCAGACUGAAUGCAAAUGCAGUUAGAUGAAUGACUAGCCUAAUCAUUACUGCUACUGUGCUUUUGUAAACAUGCAUUGUGAUUGUAUAAGGAUAAAGGUGAACUAUUUUCAAGGUUUUUGUGUACGUUGUACUUAAAUAUAUCCUUUUUUAUACAGAAAAUUAUUCAUUGUUUUGUAUAGUAAGACUAGUGUAUUUCUUUGUAUGGUCUGUGCUUUGUUUGCUGAUGAUGCGCCGUACAAGCUAUCCUUAUAUAAACACAUUUUCCAUAGAACUGAAAAAUAAAUACUGGUUCUAUGCAUGUUUUAUUCAGUAA
Molecule: messenger RNA, 7330 nt
Organism: Salvelinus sp. IW2-2015
Lineage: Eukaryota; Metazoa; Chordata; Actinopteri; Salmoniformes; Salmonidae
Gene: igsf9a
Product: immunoglobulin superfamily, member 9a
Biological process (GO): cell-cell adhesion
Molecular function (GO): protein binding
Source: RefSeq, a predicted model, not a curated record